Molecule: messenger RNA, 1074 nt
Organism: Penicillium bovifimosum
Lineage: Eukaryota; Fungi; Ascomycota; Eurotiomycetes; Eurotiales; Aspergillaceae
Exons: 1
Coding region: 1-1074 (357 amino acids)
Source: RefSeq, a predicted model, not a curated record
AUGUCACCAAGUACCAAACUCCCAACUUCCCCUCCCACCACAGAUGACACCAAACUAACCCACUACUACAAGCAAGCCAGCAAAAGCCGCUGGGAUCUCUACCCCCUCUUCCAAUCCUUCCUACAGACUAGCUCAGCAGAGACAAUAAAAGCCGUCCAAGACCGCCGUCUCCUCAUCUCCUGGGACCUCCAAGCCAUCCACUUCCUGCGCACAUUUCUACAGAAAUGCGUCCUGGCCAAAGUCCCAGCCGAUGCAAUCGGUGCAUUCCUCAUCACAAUCCUAUACAAACAAGACUACCACCUGGACUAUAGCCUGACUAUAAUGAUCUGGACAGGACACACACAGGUGCACGUUGCUCGGUGCUUGUUAGCAUUAUAUCAAAUCCGCGAUGAAACCGGCGUCCCAAUCUGGGAUGAUUUGUCUACCUAUUCCGAGUCUGAUUCGAAAGUGUCUCUCGUUACCAAUGAUGAAGCUGUGUCCACGGCAGACGUCCCAUGCUGUAGUCCGGCCAUGCAACGUCCGGACCUGAAAUGGCCUGUGUAUCUAGGUCUGCUAUGCGAGUCAGAGGUUGACGCACUCGUGAGCAAUGUAGAGAAAAGUCGGCAUCAGGAUGAGGAUAGUUUGCCGCCCUGUUCUUCUGCUGCAAGAGAAGAGGACGUUGAAACCAUUCAGGCGUUGAGGAGAUUCGAGCUUUGCAAGAAUGAGUUCUUAGCUGAUCUACCCCUGGGAGAUAAGGGUCGGACUGCAGCUGCUGAUAAAACUAAUGGUUCACAGCGACAUCGCUCCGUUUCUUUUCGUGAACCUCUGCCUGUUUCUUUGCCUUCCUUGGUGAAACCUGGUUCGGCGGUGCGUGUAUCUACUUUCCAGCCGGAUAUUCGCAGCGUGGAGCAGGGAUCACUGGGGAAUUCUAAGGAGAAGGGUAAGGCAUAUAUGCGAUUAUUCCGUGCAUCCCCUGCUGCUCGUGAUUUGGUUCAAGUUCCUUGUCAGGUGCUGCCUCUGCAUGUUGCGCCUGCUAGGCUUAGGAGGAGGGCUGGGGUUGAGGAUCUGCGUAAGGCGAGCGCCGAGGGAGCGUGA